Molecule: messenger RNA, 9604 nt
Organism: Chelonia mydas (Green sea turtle)
Lineage: Eukaryota; Metazoa; Chordata; Testudines; Cheloniidae
Gene: CC2D2B
Product: coiled-coil and C2 domain containing 2B
Exons: 36
Coding region: 4398-9020 (1540 amino acids)
Biological process (GO): non-motile cilium assembly; protein localization to ciliary transition zone
Cellular component (GO): ciliary transition zone
Source: RefSeq, a predicted model, not a curated record
GCGCAUGCUCAUCAGUGGCCGAUCGGGUCCGGGAUAUCUUAGUGCGCAGGCUCAACAACAAGCGGUCAGGUUUGUAGGAGGACCACAGCUCCCGGCAUGCAGUGCGGCAUCUGUGUCAGAUAGGCUGGGCCCUAUCCGUCUUUGGCCGCGGGCGAGGAAGGGCGCGGUCGCUCCUACUUGUGCAACCCGGGGCUGAGGCGCGGGUGGAGGCCUGCGACUCCUGCGCCCUGAUGUGGGGGGACGGUGUACGUCCACAGUGUGUGCUGUCCGUGCUAGGAUGCCCUUAGUCUCAGACGCCGCCUGGAAGUCUUCUACACCCGGGUUUUCUCAAACUUCAUUGCACAGCGAUCCCCGUCUGACAACAAAAAUUACUACAUGACCCCGGGCUGAGCUCUGCUGCUGCCCAGAGGAAAGUCUGAGCCUGAGCCCACUGCCCCAGGUGGUGGGGAGGGGCAAAGCUGAAAACCAAGGGCUUCAGCCGCAGACAGGGGGCCUGUAACAUGAGCUGUGCUGCCCUGGGCUGAAGCCCUUUGGUUUCGGCUUGGGCCCUCAGGUAUUGGGCUCGGGCUUCAGGUUCAUCCCUUGGCAGUGGGGCUUGGGCUUUGGCCACAAGCCCUAGCAAAUCUAAGCCAGCCCCAGUGACCCCAUUAAAACUGGGUCGUGACCCACUUUGGGAUCCUGACCCACAGUUUGAGAACUGAGGUUGUACUCUGAAGUGUGAAGGUGCCUGCAGUUUGCCCACAGCCUGGUGCUGAGUUGCUGACAAGGGUCCCUCAUUGCUGGUGCUGUUUGUUUAAAAACAUUGCAGUUACCAUUAUGUGAGCAAAGUUGCCAAUAUGAGAGGAAAGUCGUCAGGGAUAGUUUUCUGAAGAAAUUGGCAUCUGACGGUGAUGAGACAGCUGUGUAAAUUCUAGGGGACUUUCUCAAUGUGCUGAGAGAGAAAAGGGAGAAAAAAUUAGAGUCUACAUAAAGCACAGAACUCCUUUAGCAGCCCCUAUGUUCUCUGCAUAUCUGAAAAGGUGUGGCUCCUUCUGUUCCCCACCCCCACUGACACUUUUGUACAAUUUCUGCCCUUCAGAGCUUCCCUCUUUUCUCCUGCUUUUUUCCCCAUUUAUCUCAACUCCUAUCACAUGCAGGCUCCUCUUCAGCUCCCUGCCAGCUGUAUCUUGUCUUUCAGGAGCACUUGGUUCCAGCUCCUUCCCUUGUUGUAGAUAGCUGAAAGUGGGUGAGGAUUGGGUCUUCCUGCUGAUGAGAGAGGAGAAGCAGGCAGGAGGCUGCAGGAACAGGACAGCUUAGCUAUAGGAGAAAAGUAGCUCAAAGAAAAAAGGCUGCCUAAUGCUGUCACAUAUUCCUGGCUGGGACACCAGUAUCGCUGAAUGACGGUUGAAAACCCUGGACUGUUGACAGCUGUGGCCUGACUGAUCAAGGGUGUUGGCCACAAAUGCUGAAGUCUGUGUAAAGUGCCACUUUUGUUCAGUUUUGACAUGUUAUAAUUUUGCAUUAAUCAGCUUGUUUUAAUUUUACAUAUUUUUUGUUUGAGAAUUCAUCUCUUUUAACUCUUUAAGAAUUGGUUUUUCAUUGCAUAAAUAUAGACGUAUCAUACUUAGUCCUAUUCCUCUUUUUGUGCACAAGGCCACAUUACACUUUUAAUUAUGUUCCUUUUGCCAGGGCUACAAAUUAAGAGCCAUAUACUACAGGGGAUCUUCCAAUGGUAACAAAAGAAGGUUUGCACAAAGAUUGUGAGUAGUAUAUGGCCACUAAAUUUUGUUAGUAAAAUUAUUAUUACAGUAGGUAUCAUUUGGCUGAGAAAAAUGUUGCAGGAUGCUUUUAGGAUCAUGACUAUUUCUGUCCUUUGAUUAUUUGUUUAUGCAAUUAGCCAGGUUGUGUGUACAGUUGCAGUACUUAUACGUGCAGAUUAGGCAAACAAUUGUACAACUGUUUUUGAAAAUUAUUAGCCUUCAUUAGGAUAAAAAAAUAAGCAUUUCAUGGGGGUAGUUCACACCUCUUUUGCACCUGCUCUCUCAGCAUUCUAUUGGUUCAGAUUUUAUUUAUCAAUUGAACCAUAAAGACUAGAAGCAUCAGUGCUGUCUUCUUUCUUUGUUUCCAUUCUGCAGGAUCUGGAUGUGUAUUGAAGUAAGGGGUGUGUGUAGCUGCACUCAGCUAAUGAUAUUUGACUCUUCUUGAAGUAAUACUUGUGGGCUAUACCUUUCCAGCUGGGAGAGGAUUGAAUCAACAAUAUAGUAAUAGUACUAGAACGUGGAACUCUUGAUUCCUGUUCAUGUUGUCUGGUGAACUAAAAAUACAUAGAUUUCUGCUUCUCCUGGUCUCAGAGUUCCGUUUUCUUGGCUUUUGCACACCAAGCCAAUUUCCAGAUUUUGGUUAUAUGUCUCAAAUGGCAUAUGUGCAAGUGUUUGGUGUGAAAGAUGAAUAUUAAAAGCACCAUGUUUAGUAUAGAAGAAAGAACAUAAGAAUGGCCAUAUUGGGUCAGCCCAAUGGUCCGUCAGGCCCAGUGUCCUGUCUUCCGGCAGUGUCCAAUGCUAGGUGCUUCAGAGGGAAUGAACAGAACAGGCAGUCAUCAAGUGAUCAUCUCCUGUUGUCCACUCUCAACUUCUGGCAGAAAAAACAAAACCAAAAAGUUGUGAUAGGAUAAAAUAAAUGUCAAAACAUACAUUCAGAUAGUUUCCCAUUCUUUGACUAGUGUAAUAAUUUUGCUUCUGAAAAAUCUGUUUGUUCAUAGUAUACACUUUGAUUGCAAAUUCUACAUAAUAGAAAUUGCUGUUCUCCCCUAGUGUGUCUUGCUGUAGUCUAAGUGAAAUUAAUUAUAAAUUAAAAGAUGAAGUUCUAAGCUUAUUUUGGUUGAUUGGGUCCUUGGAGAGGAGAGAGGGUUUAUUUAUGUAGGAUAGAUGCAGUUAAAACAACAAAGAAGUGGAGUAUUACCUAUAAGAAGAAUGGGAAAAAUAAAAAGGUUAUCAAAAACCAACAAUAGACUCUGGAUGGGACAUGUAAGAUUAUAUUUAUAUUAUAUUCAUUCAGAAGUGAACUAAAUAACUUUAUUUAAAUGAUAAAAUGCAUUUUUAUUCUGUUGAAAGAGACAAAUUGUUCGAUACCGUAUAAAAUAAUAAAACCAAAUAUGGGCCUCAUGUCUAAAACACUACAUUACAAUUACAGCCAUAUUAGGUGAUCCAGUUAUUACGCAGCUUCAUUUUAUGGUAUAAAUAGGACUUAACAUAUUCUCAGAUCUGGGUUUCUUUUGAUCUGUCAAUGAAGAUGAGAGCACAAGUACUGAUACAUGUAUGUUUUUUACUUAUGUAAAUGCUAUGCAAUUUAGAUACAGCGCUCAGGCUCUUGGCAAGUUGCCAAACAUGACUGUUGGGAAGUGUGGAGGGGGAGAGGGGGGUCCUAAAGUUUUGUAUCUAUUUGGUUUAGCACGUAUUCUGGCAUGUUAAUUUGUUGUAAUUUUCAGGUUAGUAACCUGAUUAUUUAGAAACCCAUGUCAUAGAGUUUAACACUAGAAGAGACUACCAGAUCAUCUAGUCUGACCUCCUGUAUAGUGAUCUGUAUAUCACAGGCCAUGUAAACCAGUUGUCUGGAAAUGUGGCCAUCUGCACAACAAUCAGAUUGUUGUUCCAUAUUGUUUACUGUUAACUAUUUUAACUCAGGUUAUAAACAUAGAUUUUAGUUGUUCAUAGACUAUCAGGGUUGGGAGGGUCCUCAGGAGGUCAUCUAGUCUAACCCCCUGCUCAAAGCAGGACCACUCUCCAAUUUUUGCCCCAGAUCCCUAAAUGGCCCUCUUAAGGAUUGAACUCAUAAGCCUAGGUUUAGCAGGCCAAGGCUCAAACCACUGAGCUAUCCCUCCUCCCUGUUUACAUAUUGUAAUAUGAUAUAAUACAAAUGUUAAAUAUCAAAAUAGAAGUAUUUUAUAUAGUAUUUCAAUAAAAUGCUUGCUACAAAAUUAUGUAACCAGAAUUUAAUCUGAAUUUAUUGUGGUGUCUAGCACUAGAAAAACAUGAAAUACAAUGCACUGUGAUUGUGAAGUAGAGGAUAGCUAACUUUAAAAUGUGUAAGAAUUUGGUGCAUCAUGUCUGUCGAUGAGCAUACUUUAAAAAAAUUUUAAUCAUUGGAAGUAUAGACAUGUUUUUUUUCUCUCUGUAUUUCUGUCUCUGCAUUUUUAAGAAUUUAAAAUGUUUUCUGUUGGUUUCAUCUUAUUCCUUCAUGUUAUAUCAUUAAACAUAUUUUAAAAAGCUGUAUAAAUAUUGCUUUCGUGGAUCCACUGGAUUGAAGAGAAGUUAAAUAUUUUUAUUUUGGGCAAUGUAACUUGUAAUGGUCUGAUAGUUGAUAUGACAGUUUGUGUUUUUCAGUUUACUUACUAUCUUGGUUGUUCAAACACUUCAGAAUAAAUGGAUCCUGAUCAAAAAGAAGAAGAAAUGUCAUCAGAUAAAACAGCUAAGGGAAGUUGUAAAAAGGAUGCUCAGAAAGCAAUUCUGAAGAAGAUCUCUCAAAGAAGAGAAAGUGCUAGAAAAAAGUUGACUGAAGACAGUGAACAUGUUAUUAGGCAUCAAACAGAAAAAUUUGUAGAUCAUAAUUUCCAGGAGGAUGUGGCUGAUGUAGAAAAACAAAGGAGUGUAACUGAAGCAUUACGAGGUAGAGUAAGAGAGAAACUGAAAACAUACAAGGUAACUUAUUUUUCUUGGACUUGUAAUUUAUUAAGUGAAACACGCAACAAGCUACAUUUUUUGUGUGUGCGAAAGGCUGAAAGUUCUGUCAAUUUAGAAAACUUUUCUGCUGUGCCACACUGUUCAGAGCACCUCCAAAAGUUAAGUACAAGAUCUGUAAAAGUGGUUGUACAAGAAGAAAAGUCAACAGACAAAAGCCUCUCUGAUACUAAAAUAUACCAGAAAAACCUUGAAAUAGAAAUAUUAUCCGAUGACAGUUUAGCAUUUUUUAUCAUGACUGGUGAAGAAGGCUCAGAAUUAAAAGAUUUGGACAAAAGUACAUACCAGCAUAAAUUAAUACAUGACAGUCAUCGAAACCUUGAUGUCUUGAAUGAUGAAAGUAGUCCUCUGCUUGACAUUGUGGAAGAAGUUUUAUUGCCGGAUGUGCUUGAAGUGAAAGCUGCUGAAUAUGAAUGCAAUGAACUGCGGAUUAACAAGCAAUGGGAACAUCUUUUUGUGCCAAGCAGUUCUCCAGUGGUUCACAGCUUUAAACUACCAAAAGGCAUGAUGCCACGCAUCUUAGAAGAUGAAGGAUUGUAUAUUCCAAGAAAACCAGAAACUUGUAGGAGAAGUUACAACAAAAUGGAAAAUCGUCUUCUGAAACAAGAAGGGGGAAAAAACUGGUUUGAAGAAAGUGGGGAAAUAAUUUCAUUACCUUCUCCAAUCAAACAAUCACGAAACUUCAGAAAAUGUUUUCCUCUUAAGACUGGUCCAGGAUUAAAGACAAUAUACAAGAAGGCAAUGCUACCUGAAUUGGAAAGCUGCAUCAUAACUAAAUCAGGGGGUCAAAGAGAACUUUAUCAACUAGAUCUCAAUAUAUCAAGUUUAUUGUUCAGCCACCAUCCUCUUUUCAGCCAAGAACAUGUGUUGACUGCUAGGUUGCUCCAACUUUAUGAAUGCUUUCAGAACAGACAACAGCAUAAUAUAGCUCUCUUGCUAUCUGAAAAGCUUAAAGCAUUAAUAAAUGCUACCAAAAUAGUAGAAAGUGGUUUGGAAGCAAGCCAACCGAGCAGGAAAACUUUAGAGGACUACCAAUGGCAAAUAAGAGAUACCAAGAAAUUGUAUGACCUAGAACACCAAAAAGAUAUUUCUUUAAUACAUAGUAUGUUAAAAGUCUGGAAACAAAUAAAAUCUGUACGUAGACAGCAAGACUAUACAAGUACACCUGUAAAAUUACAGUUUCAAAAAAGGCUGACAAAGAAAAAUGAUGAGGAUGAAUAUAAGGCAGGAUUAGCACAAGAUGCUGAAAAAGACAGCGGGCUGGAGGGAGAAGAUAAUAUCGAUAAUCCUGACAAUAUUUCACAGACCUGGGGAAAACAGAAGGGAUGUUUGGAUUCAGCUCCUCCAUUGGCAAGUUCAGCACAACUUGCAGAGAUAAAGGAACCUUUUUUCAUGCCACAUCUCACUUUGACUGCAGAAAUAACAGCAAUGUCGAAGUGUCCCAUGUAUGAACAGAAGAGAAGAGCCAAAGUUCAGAGGCAACAGUAUUUUAUUAAAAUAUUUUACAAUGAAAAACAAGUCUCUUGCACUUCAGUAGCUCCCCUACAGAUGGAUUUUAGAGUAAUGUUUCAGCAAAUUUUUAGUAUUCAGUUAUUAAAUUGGCCCGAGUCUCUUCGAUUGGAGAUUUGUGAAUCAGCUAAAAGGACAAACGUGUUGGCCAAAAUAUAUUUACCUAUUCCUGACAAUACUGUACUGAAAAGCAAAGGUGUAUUGGAACAGGCGGAAUUUAGCUGUGACCAGCAAGUUAAACCCAUAAAUGGAGAAGUGGGAAGCAAUGUACCUUUUCUUCUGGAUGAAAAUGAAACUGAAGAGGUGUGUCUUUUGACAUCAGGAAAACUAAUGUAUUCCUUAUCCUGGGCAGUCGAUGAGGGAGGAAUUCCGUUAGCCCCUGAAUCUCAGAAAAUAAUCUCUGCUUGUUACAGUGUGCCAAGAAACAUAAAUGCAGAAAUAGCUACUGGACUCCUGUGGUUCACUGACCGACAGAAACUUACUGAAUGGGCCAAAGAAGUCAAGAUUGAUCCUAAUGACCCUGAGUAUUCAGAUUUGAUGGAAUUCAUUAUGUAUGCAAGAUCCAAGGAACAAACUGUGUCAAAAUAUUUUCGUCUUGAACAGCUGCAAGAAGAGUUUAACUUUGUUACUGAAGAAGAGAUUAAAAAGUGUAAACGUUUCCAGCUGUUGCAGCUUAGGAACUCAGAGCAGUUCGAUUUCUGCCAUUUUCGGCAAAUACCACUGUAUGAUAGAGAGAUACCAGAUGCAGUCAUUCAGGAAUAUGAAAGCCAGUUAGAAAAGGAUAUAUCAAUGACAGAUGUGGAUCCUAUUACUGCACAAAGGAUUAGGUCUGCCAACUUUAUAAGGAAGAUGAGAAAACUAAUUUUAAAGCGACUUGUCAAAGUUAAGCACAAAUUUAAUUUAAUGGAUAUUGUGAGCGAUUAUGAAGAAAUUAUAUCUAUGAGCCAAUUGAGGAAUGCAGUUUUUAAGCUAGGUGAACGUAGAAGACAUUUAAAGCCGCAAAGAAAAGAGAGGAAAAAAGUUCCAGCGCAGACGGUCUCUGAUGGAGAUCUUAAGCUUCUUAUCAGAAUAUUGAGAGCUUAUAACAUUCCUUCAAGAAAUCCAUCAGUUACUAGACCUGCAGGUGUUCAUUCGCCAGCAUAUGCAAUUAAUAAGCUGUCCCGGAGUCAACAUCUACUAUCAGGCAAGUCAUCAUACACAUCUGAUCCUCUAAGUGAGGUGAGUGUGUGUCCAUUUGUAGAAGUUUCUUUCCAGCACACAGUUUAUCGAACUAGCACUGCAGAUGGAUCUCAUCCAUGCUGGAAUGAAGAACUUCAAGUGGAUUUUAUAUCACCAGGACAUGAUUAUAGCUUUUCAGGACUGUCUAAAAUAAAAGACAAUAUAUAUGUCAACAUUUUUGAUGAAGUUAGGAUGGAAAAACAUGAGGAUACUUGUCUUAAGGGUUGCAGUGGCCACUCGUAUAUAAGAAAGAACUGGUUUGGAUCAGUUACUUUUCCUUUUUCUGCUCUUCUGGAACAAUCAAAGAUCUGUGGUACAUUUCAAGUAAAUACGCCACCAGUUUUGCUUGGAUAUACUUGGAGCAAGACCUGUGUAUCUCCUACAGAAGAGCAUUGUGGACAGAAUUUAAAAGAAUAUACCUUUUUAACCAUCUUUGCUACAAUUGAACCUCAGCUAUCUUCUGUUGAAAAUGAUUCAGAAUCAGAUAAGUUUACAGAUCGUGAAGAUGAAACACUUUUACAAAGAGCAUGCAUUUUUAAAAAAAAUUGCAAGGCAAAAUUUCCAAAAAGAAGAAUAACAACCUCUGUUUUUGACAAUGAAGGAAGAAAUACUUUAGUAACAAAAUAUAUUAGGGCACUAAAUCCGCCACAGCUGCUACUAGAUAUGUAUCCUGAUGAUCCUAAUGCAACUUUUGAUCUUAUUUCUCGAUUUGUGUCUUUAAUUCCUUGCGUAUCAGAUACAUUGAAUGAAAAUGCUGAUGUUGAUGUUUGGAUGACAUCAGAGCACUGCAUCAAUUUGGCUGUUGGAAAUAAAGAAGAGCAUGCAGUGCUUCUGUGUAACUACCUUCUGUAUUUUGGGAAAAAAGCAUGGGUACUGUUGGGAACAUCAGUGUUAGAAGGAAAAGUGGCAUAUGUAUUAACUCAUGAAAAUGAAGAAUAUUUCCUUUGGAAUCCCUUGAAUGGACAGUGUUAUAAACAGUUUGAUACAUUUUGUCCCUUACAGAGUGUUGACUGCUUAAUCAAUUGGGAAAACGUCUGGUUCAAUACACAGCAAAACAGUUCACCAAUGUGCGUAAGUUUUGAAAUUUCAAAGGAAGGUUUUUGGAGACAAUUUCUACCACACAAUUUUCAAUGCAUAAAAACACAAACUGUACAGCCAAAAGUAAUACUUUACACCCCUACUAAUGGAAGCAUGGUAGAAGAACUACAGAACAGGAUCGAAAAGACCUUAAAAAGUAAAAUAAUGGAAUGGCGAUUUCAUCAACCAACUCGGUGGCAUCGACAAUGUAUUGCUCUUCUACGACAAAUUCUUCCCAAGCUAGAAUUAAGAAAUAGGAGCUUUGUUACAGACAAAGAAGAAAAUGAAUUGGAAAGUUUACUGGAACAUUAUUGGGUGACAGGAUACCCUAUCCAGAUGCCAUACACAGAUUUAUCAUCAAUAAGCGAGGCUAUGUAUCAAACUGGCAUUCAUUCUUCAGAAAUCCCCAAUACAGAAUUUGCUCUUGCUGUGUAUAUUCAUCCAUAUCCAAACAACAUCUUAUCUGUAUGGAUCUACUUAGUUUCUUUGGUCCGUCAUCAGUAAACAGUGUUGAAUUCAAUUAUAAUUAAACUAAGUUACUACAUAUUACCUCUCAUGGUUUAAGAUGGUUAUUUAGGCAUGAGAAGUGGGACACAAGAAGCUAAUAUUAUACCACAAGAGAUAAGCCAGUACUAUUUAUUGUACAUUAACAGAAUCUUGUUACUGUAGAGAGAUUGUAGCUUCUAAAAAUUCUAAUUAGAUCCAUUAGCUCUAUUAUAAAUUGACCUUAUCAUUUUUGCUAAUUUCCCAAUAAUCUGAGACGAGCAUUAAACUCCUGUAAAUCAUUAGAAUGAUCAUAUUUAGUGUCCAGAGAAGUUGUUUAAAUGAUUUCUUGGGGAGUAGAGAGUAAACCCUUUGAGGAAAGAUCUUAAUGGGUUGUUUUAUAGAAGUAUUAGAAUUUAGGGUCUUGCUGCCUCAACACAGUGAAUUUCAAACAUUCCAAGAGUAACACACAGUUGAUACCAUUACUUAAAUAAGGUGCUGUAGAAUAUUGUGGAAUGCAUAUUAAUGUUUAACUGGUAGAGACACAGUAGUUUACAAUGACGAAUGUGAAAGUUGUGGAAUAAAAUUCAAGUUUGCAACUUUAA